This is a messenger RNA of Musa acuminata subsp. malaccensis (wild Malaysian banana), 1153 nucleotides long. Its product is annotated as proteasome subunit alpha type-2-A. Gene Ontology annotation, biological process: proteasomal protein catabolic process; ubiquitin-dependent protein catabolic process. Gene Ontology annotation, cellular component: proteasome core complex; proteasome core complex, alpha-subunit complex. Lineage: Eukaryota; Viridiplantae; Streptophyta; Magnoliopsida; Zingiberales; Musaceae. The record is from RefSeq and is a predicted model, not a curated record.
CCUUGCUUGGAGAAGGGUUCAGUCUCCCCUCUUCUUGAAGCCGCUCCCUCUUCUCCUCGCCCGAUCGCUCCGUUCGCCUUCUUCAUUCCUCGCUCGCGAAUAUGGGUGACAGCCAGUACUCCUUCUCCCUCACCACCUUCAGCCCUUCGGGGAAGCUCGUUCAGAUCGAGCACGCCCUAACGGCCGUCGGAUCGGGACAAACCUCUCUCGGGAUCAAAGCAUCCAAUGGUGUUGUUAUUGCAACCGAAAAGAAGCUUCCUUCCAUUUUGGUGGAUGAGACAUCAGUGCAAAAGAUCCAGCUUAUGACAACAAAUAUUGGAGUUGUUUAUAGUGGGAUGGGCCCAGAUUCUCGUGUUCUAGUAAGAAAAAGUAGAAAACAAGCACAACAAUAUUUUCGGCUAUAUAAGGAGGCUAUUCCUGUAACACAACUUGUCAGAGAAACUGCAGCAGUUAUGCAGGAAUUUACACAAUCUGGUGGUGUAAGGCCAUUUGGAGUUUCCCUUCUGAUUGCUGGAUAUGAUGACAAUGGUCCACAGUUAUAUCAGGUUGACCCAUCAGGUUCAUAUUUUUCUUGGAAGGCUUCAGCAAUGGGGAAAAAUGUUUCUAAUGCUAAGACAUUUCUUGAGAAGAGGUACACUGAGGAUAUGGAGCUUGAUGAUGCUGUUCACACUGCCAUAUUGACUCUAAAAGAAGGGUUUCAAGGGCAGAUUUCUGGCAAGAACAUCGAGAUUGGAAUAAUAGGUGCUGACCGAAAAUUCAGAGUACUAACACCGGCUGAAAUCGAUGAUUAUUUGGCGGAGGUGGAGUAGCAGUUCAGUUAGUGAGUCAUGCUGUUGCUUUUGGCCUAAUGCAUGUUGAGGUUCUUCUCCUGGGCAUUCGUGUGUUUAGAUACCAAUUAAAACUUUCUUAGAUGUGGCUACUUGCAAAAAAGGCCUCAUUUAUUUCUAUCCAGGGGAACAGAUCUUGUGAUAUCAGUUGCUUUUGAAUCCUCAAGGGUUUAAAGAUAGCUUCAAGCCAUUUCACUUGGUUAGAUACUGUCCUUGCUUUGAAACAAUUCCCUUUCUUUUAUCCUGCACUGUUGUCUGUCACUGUUCAACUUCUUCUCACAUGUAGUUUUCGAAUAACUUAUUUGUGUGACUUGUGCAUUAAUAUU